UUGUCAAAACUUCUCUUAUGCAACAACACACACACAAAAAAAUGUAAAUUAAUAGCAUAAAGUUCAUUUAUACCAUGUUGGUACAUCACGACCACACACGAACUAUAAAACUUUUCAAAGAUGACAUUAGAAUCUACCACAAGUAUCACUGAAGGACCAGCUACUAAUUUUCAAUCUAAGGCCGCCGAUACUGAAGCAGAUAACUUGGAAAGAAAGUACGAUUCAAAUGAUGAUGAAAUGUUUAACAAAACACUGCGUACCCAUUCAGAUGCUGCUAGUCAAGUUGAUAUGUCCACAUUUUCAAGAAAUGGAGAGGUCUAUCAGUUCACUACAAGCCAUAACUCUUCCAUGACGAACAUGUCACAAAUUGAUAUAAUGGAUUACAAUAGUUACAACAUCACAACUGUUAACCUCAGGAGUUGUAAACAGAAAAUCUUAAAACCAUACCUACGCCUGCUAAAACUGGUUGGCUGGAGACCAUUUGCAGAUGACAGAUAUUACAGAUAUUGGUGGGUAGAGUUUAUCAACCUGGUUUAUCCCAUAUUAGUGCUGCUUUUGCUCCUAUUCAUCUAUGCAUGGCAAGUUGGAAACUGCUGGUGGAAUUUAAAUGCCCGAAUUUACAUAAAGAGCCAUGAACACAAACAUAUGCUUACAAUUAGUAGCAAUAAAUCUGCCUUGAGAAUAUCUGAAGAUACAAAUUUGACAGCCAUCAAUAAAAAGGGGAAUGUUGAAUGCCAGCAGAAUAUGCCCACUUAUUUAAUAACAGAUAUAUUGCACUUGAUUAUGUUCUGUAUGGGAAUGGUCUUUUUCCGUUAUCAUGGUGAUGAACAAGUAUGUGGUCUCUUAGAGAAGGUGUUUCUUGAGAUAGAAUCUCUACGAAAUCGGAAUGUUUCAAACAAUGUCAUGGUAAGAAAUUUCAGGAUAUUCAUGGGAGCUGGAAUCACAUGGGUGUUAAUGAUAGUUGGCCUGCAAAUACUCUAUUUUUGGAUUUACCGUUCACAUAUAUUCAUAACCACUGAAAGUUUAAGUUCAGCUACUAUUUGGAGCCUUGUAGUCUUGGAAGUUAUUGGCGUUUUUAUGAUCAACACAGUGAGCUUAGCAGCUGUCUGCAACUAUGUGAUACAGUGUGAAGCUAUCAUACUCUUUGUGAGGGGAAUAUCUCUUCGAUUUCUUGAUUCUGGACAGGAUCUGGCAAAAGGCAUGAAGCAAUUGGUAGAAAUUAAAUGUCAUUUGAAGAUGUUGAACAGCAGUACUGGCAAGAUGACUUCUUUGGUAACCUUUAUAUUUGCAGCUUUUACAGUGAUUGGUUUGAAUACAUUAUGUAUGAAUACUGCAGACCAAGCAGAUAUUUGGGUCUACCGGAGUCUUUUUCCUCUUGUCUGGGGAGUCAUGCUCUUUGCUCCAUUAAUACAGGCGGCCCGUGUAAACUCUGCAUGCAAGCGUUUCCAUAACGAUGCUUUAUCAUUCGCAGCCAAUGGAUAUAAAGCUCUACCUCAAGCUGAACUUGAUUCCUAUGUUUUAUUCACAAGCAAUGCAAAACUCAGGGCCAAACUGUUCCAGAUUCCAAUAAUGGCUCAUUACUUAGUAGGAGUUUUGGUUUUCGCUUGUUUCCUCUUCCCAAUCCUUUUCCAGACAGGUGUCUUGAAAAUUAAACCUGCAAAGAAAUCAUGGUAUUCUUGAAAUGGUGUUUAAAUGUUCCUGUACAUAAGAGCUAUUGAUUUUUAUGGCAAAAUUGAGUUAUACUAAUGACUAUAACAUUGUUUAAAAAUAUAAUAAUAUGCCUAUAUAAUUAUGUAUUUAUCUACAUGCGUGUAUGGGUAUAUGUAUGGUUGUAUGAGAGUUUGUGAGUAAGUAUGCAUUGAAUUUUGCCAUGUAUUUGUGUAUGAAUAUAUGUAUGUGUUUAUGGGUGCUUUAUAUGUUUGUGUAUUUAUGUAUGCCUGUAUGACUAUAUAUGCAUAUAU
This is a messenger RNA of Octopus sinensis (East Asian common octopus), 1961 nucleotides long. RefSeq lists its product as uncharacterized. The record is from RefSeq and is a predicted model, not a curated record. Bases 121 to 1680 code for a protein of 519 amino acids. NCBI's taxonomy places the organism in Eukaryota, Metazoa, Mollusca, Cephalopoda, Octopoda, Octopodidae. The transcript has 12 exons.